AGAGAGAACCCAGAAACGAAGAAAGCGAGCACGAGAGAGAAAUUCUAGAGAGAGAAAGGGCGCGAAAAGAGAAAAAAAAAAUCUAGAGAGAGGAAGCCAGAUCUCUUUUCGAUCCCAAUUGAAUCGAUCUCGAUUCUGGUUUUGUUCAGCAUGAGCAUCGAGAGUCCUGGCUGGAGAGCGAGGAGCUAGGGUUUUGAGCGCGAGGACUAGGGUUUCCAUUCCAUGGGCGAUGGAGGAGUUACGCUGGCGCCGUCACAGCAUGUCAUGGACAGCGUAUUCUCUUCAAAGAAGCCUGUGAUGAUGAGGAAAGGCGAAGGUAAUUGUGAUAAAGGCCGGAGCUCGGACGAGAAAGCGAGAGGUAGAGAGCUGGAGAGGAGAAAGAAGGGAGAUUUGGAGAAGGGUGAGCUGCAGAAUGGUGAAUUGGAGCUCGGAGAGUUCAUUCCUGAGAAAGGGGAUUCAUUGCCUGAUAACAAGUGGAAGAAGAACAAGAAAUGGGAACUGGAGAAGGGCGAGUUUGUGCUCGAGAGGAAAGGAGAGGUGAGUUCAGAACGAUGGGGGAAGUGGGAAGUUGAGAAGAAAGGCGACCGAGGUCGAAAACUUGAGCUUGAGAACAAGGGACUGCAUGGUUGGGGGAAAUGGGAUGCAGAGAAGAAAGGCGAUGAAGCUGACAAAUGGUCUGGUAGAGGAAGGAGGAUGGAAUUGGAGAAGGGUGAGUUUGUUCCGGAGAAUAGCUAUCGGAACAAAGGAGAAGGAGAGAGAUUGGAUUUUGGGUUGGGUAGAAAUAGGAAGAUUGAACUAGAGAAGGGCGAGUUUGUUCCGGAGAACAGUAGUUUUAGAAGGAAGGAAGGAUCUUGGGGUGAAGCUGACAACAGGAAGAGGUCUUUUUCUUCAAACUGCGAAUCAAAGAAGUCCUCUCGAGCUCCUGAAGAAGAACCAGGUGAGUUUAAAUAUGAAUCCAGUAAUGGGAAGGGCAGAGAUAAGGAGUACUACUCUGAGAGCUGGCCAAAAAGGCAUUGCAUGGAGCCAGAGAGCAGCGGGAGGAAGUACCCUUCACAGAUCACCAAGAAUCGAAGGAAGCCUGAAGUGGAUAACCCAACUCGCGCAAGUUACAGUGAGAGGGCACAUGGGAAUCCACCACCUUUUUCAUCAUCAAGAGUUUCUUUGUCCGUUAGGCAUCCUUCUGCUUCUAGGCCAUCACAUGAUAAGCAAAGACACCGUGAUCACAGGGACCAUACUCCAACUCACUCUGAAAGGUCUCCGAUUGAAAGAGGUCGCUAUCAUGAUCGUAGGGAUCGUAGUCCAGCUCAACCAGAAAGAUCUCCGAUGGAAAGAACUCCGAUGGAAAGAACUCGUCAUUAUGAUAUGAGGGAUCGUAGUCCAGCUCACCCUGAAAGAUCGCCGAUGGAAAGAGUUAGGCCUCAUGAUUACCGGGAUCAGAGGGACCGUACUCCAAGUCACUCUGAUAGAGCUCCCUUGGAUAAAGCUCGACAUCAUGACCACAGGGAUCGUACUCCAAAUCACUUGGAUCGGUCUCCCUUAGAAAGAACUCGGUAUUACGAUUACAGGGAGCGGUCCCCACAUGAUCGGGGGCGUGCUGUUGAUCAUCGAGACAAGAGCAGAAAGAGUGGAGGGAGUGAGAAGCAGCAAAUUAGUAGGUACGAGGAAAGGCAUGGAAGAAGAGAUUCUGGGGGGAGAGAUACUUUUAAGAAUGGUUCACUUAGGCAAGUUACUAAUAGCAGUAGUCCUAUUACCAGUUUUGAGAGAAGUGGUUCUGAUGAUAAGUCUAGCAGGAAAAAAAAUUCAUUUGAGUCUGCUAAGGAGCCUAGUGAACUUCCACCACCUCCUCCCUCGCCUCCGCCACCACCUCCUCCUGAGCUACCCCCUCCUCCCCUUCCACCACAACCGGAGAGUAAUGGUGUUCUUGAUGAACUGCCUUCUAUGGAAGAGGAUAUGGAUAUAUGUGACACUCCUCCACAUGAUACAAUACCGGUUGAUACAAAACCAGGUAAAUGGUUUUAUCUGGAUUACUGGGGUGCUGAGCAAGGCCCAUCCAAAUUAGAUGAUCUCAAAAGGCUCAUGGAAGAAGGACUCCUUCAGACUGAUCAUUUGAUUAAGCACUGUGAUAGUGACCGGUGGGUAACUGUUGAAAAUGCCACUUCUCCUUUGGUGCAGUUGGAUUUUCCCUCCAUUGUUUCGGAUGCUGUAACUAAGAUGGUAAGCCCUCCGGAGGCUCCAGGGAAUGCGCUAAGUGAUACUGGAGAUGUUAGUAUGGACUCACCCUCACCUUUGGUUCAGGAGGAGUUGGGACAUGAUGAUGAACCAGUUGCAGUGGAAUUCAAUGAAGAAUUUCACAUUAAUGAGAGGGUUGAUAUUUUGUUAGAUGGUUAUAACUUGGUAGAUGGCAAAGAGCUUGAAAUAAUUGGAGAAGUGCUGAAUGCUACUUUUGAGCCUGCGGACUGGGAGAAUUGGGAUUAUUCUGAAGAUUUUACAAGAUCAAGACCUCGAAAUCUGGAGUCUACGGGGAAUCUAAGAGAUGAGGGACUUAGUAGAGCUCAUGAAGGCUUCCCAAGAGAAAUUAAUGAAAUCCGACCUGUUGCCUCUCUUGAGGAAUAUGCCAUUCUCAACAGCACUUCUAGUGAUUGGUUUUCUGGCAGGUGGUCUUGCAAGGGUGGUGAUUGGAAGAGAAAUGACGAAUCUGGUCAUGAUAGAUCUUCAAAGAAAAAGAUUGUCCUCAAUCAUGGGUACCCUCUUUGUCAAAUGCCGAAGUGUGGGGAUGACGAUCCUCGAUGGCACCGAAGGGAUGAUUUGUACUAUCCUUCACGAACUAGAAAGCUUGAACUACCACCUUGGGCCUUCUCUUUGUCAGAAGACAACAGCGAUACUAGCAAUGACAUCGAUAGAAACACAGCUUCACGCCAAUUGAAGCCUCCAAUUCCUCGUGGUGUAAAAGGAACGAGCCUCCCAGUGGUUCGGAUAAAUGCCUGCGUAGUUAGGGAUCACGGUUCAGUUGAAUCUCACUCAAAACUGAAGGGAGAUCGACACAGCCAAAGGUCUGUUAGGUCACACAGCUAUAGGAGUUCAUCUGUAGAGGGGUCUUCUUCUCAUUCGAAGAAGUCUUCUGAACUCGACUUUCAAAGUCUCCACAAGUGCAGGACCGUCCUUAGCAUACCCAAAGAUCAUGUUUGUACUGUUGAUGAACUGGCAUUAGAUCUUGGUGAUUGGUAUUAUCUGGAUGGUGCCGGCCAUGAACAUGGUCCAUCAUCUUAUUCAGAGUUGCAACAUUUAGCUGCUAGAGGUACUAUUAUGCAAAAUAGCAGUGUAUUUAGGAAGGUUGAUAAUACAUGGAUUCCAGUUGCUGUGUCUGAAGCUGCCAAUUCAAGAGAGGAAGUGGUGCACAGAGAUGGUGAUUCUACUGCUGCUUCCGACCAGAUGGCCAGGUCAUCUUGUUCUUUCCAUGACUUGCACCCUCAAUUUAUUGGCUACAUGCGUGGUAAGCUGCAUGAGCUUGUCAUGAAAUCCUACAAAAACCGAGAAUUCGCUGCAUCUAUAAAUGAGGUUCUGGAUCCAUGGAUUACUGAAAAACAGGCGAAGCUGGAAAUGGAUAAACACUUUGCAUUUAAUUCCUCAAUCACUAAGAGUUCUGGCAUUCUUGCUCAUGGUUUGAAAUCAGAUGACAAUUAUCGAGCUGGAAAAAGAGCUCGCUUGUUGUUUGAUGAGAGUGAUGGAGAUUCCGAAAUGGAAGGGAAGGGUGAUCCUUCCUUUGAUGACCUAUGUGGUGAAGUUACCUUUGUUGAUGGUAAUUCUGCAAGUCCUGACGUAGGGAACAAGAACUGGGGUCUAUUAAAUGGUCAUAUACUAGCAAGGGUCUUCCACUUUAUUCGGUCUGACAUGAAGUCACUCGUUUCUUCUGCUGCUACUUGUAAACGCUGGAAUUUGGCAGCCAAGUUCUACAGGAAUUUAUGCACUCAAGUUGAUCUGUCAUCUGUUGGUCCCAUCUGUACUGAUUCUAUGUUUCGAAAUAUCAUGGAUGGUUAUGACAGGAAAAGGUUAAUUUCUCUUACAUUAACUGGCUGCUCAAAUGUUAGUGCUUCUGUACUUGAAGAAAUACUCCACCUUUUUCCUUGCAUAUGUUCACUUGACAUCCGAGGAUGCAGUCAGUUCAAAGAACUACUGCCCAAAUUUCAGAAUGUGAAGUGGAGAAAGAGUUCUUUAUACGACUACAUGAAUUCUGAGGAAUCAUAUCCAAAAAUAAAGAGUCUCAAGCAGAUAACUAAUGAUGAGUCUACGUUGGGGGAUCGAAAGGAUUCUUCUAGUCAUCCAUUCAGGCAAGGUGUUUACAAGCGAGCUAAGCCAUUUGAUGCUCGAAAAUCCUCAGAAGUUAUGUCUAGAGAUGCACAGAUGAAGCGGUGGUUGCAUAGGAAAUCUGAGAAUGGAUACAGAAAGAUGGAAAAGUUUAUUGCGGUCAGUUUGAAGGACAUCAUGAAGGAGAACACAUUUGAAUUUUUCAUUACUAAAGUUGCUCAAAUUGAAGAUAGGAUGAGAAAUGGUUAUUACAUUCGUCAUGGCUUGGGUUCUGUCAAGGACGACAUCAGCCGGAUGUGCCGAGAUGCAAUUAAAGCAAAAAACCGCGGCAAUGCUAAAGAGAUGAAGCACAUCAUUAUGUUAUUCAUCCGGUUGGCUAAGAACUUGGAGGGGAGUCCAGAACUACCAAAUGAAAGAGACGAGAUGGUCAAGAGUAGUUCAGAAUCUGGAUUUUAUUCAUCCACGCCCAGAUACAAAAAGAAGCAAAACAAAGUGUUAGAAAAGAAGGGCAUGAAUAGGACCAACAGCACUUCCUAUUUCAAUGGUGGAACAGAUUCACUUGACCGCGAAAUUAAGAAGAGUCUGUCGAAACUGAAGAAAAGACAAGUGUGUUCUGAUAGUGAGACAUCUGACGACCAUGAAAAUGAUUUUUGGGAAGAAGAUGAUAGAGGUGAAGGUGAGACUACUGCGUCGGAUACCGAAAGUGACUUGGACAUUCGUUCAGGAAGUGGAGCAGGGGACAUUAAAGGAAAUAUGUAUUCCAUGGUGGAUGACUCCUCCGAUUCUAUUAGUGACGAUCGUGAAUGGGGUGCUCGCAUGACAAAAGCAAGCCUUGUUCCCCCUGUCACUAGGAAGUAUGAGGUCAUUGACAGUUAUCUUGUCAUAGCAGAUGAGGACGAAGUAAAGCGGAAGAUGCGGGUUGCUUUGCCUGAUGAUUAUUCUGAAAAAUUGCUUGCACAAAAAAGUGGUCUGGAGGAAUCUGAUAUGGAAAUCCCUGAGGUGAAGGAAUACAAACCUAGAAAAUUGCUUGGAGUAGAAGUCUUGGAACAAGAAGUGUAUGGGAUAGACCCUUACACGCAUAAUCUUCUUCUAGACUCUAUGCCAGAGGAACCAGAAUGGCUGCUUGGGGAUAAACAUAAGUUCAUUGAAGAGGUGCUUUUGCGUGCUUUGAACAAGCAAGUUCGGCACUUUACUGGUUCUGGAAACACUCCUAUGGUAUAUCGUUUACGUCCUGUUGUCGAAGAAGUCCUGAAGAAUGCGGAGGAUGAGGGUGAUAGACGCAUUAUGAGAUUGUGUCAGUCUAUCUUGAAAGCUAUGCAGAGUCGUCCUGAUGACAAUUAUGUUGCUUAUAGAAAGGGGCUUGGAGUCGUUUGCAACAAAGAAGGUGGCUUUGGUACAGAUGAUUUUGUUGUUGAGUUCUUGGGAGAGGUUUAUCCAGCGUGGAAAUGGUUUGAAAAGCAGGAUGGAAUUAGAUCUUUGCAAAAGAAUAACCAAGAUCCAGCACCUGAAUUCUACAACAUUUAUCUUGAAAGGCCAAAGGGUGACCGUGAUGGAUAUGAUCUCGUUGUUGUUGAUGCUAUGCACAAGGCAAACUAUGCAAGCAGAAUCUGUCACUCUUGCCGACCAAAUUGUGAAGCAAAAGUAACGGCUGUUGAUGGUCAGUACCAGAUUGGAAUUUAUACUGUACGACCUAUUGGCUAUGGUGAAGAGGUCACUUUUGAUUAUAACUCUGUAACAGAGAGUAAGGAAGAGUAUGAGGCAUCAGUUUGUUUAUGUGGCAGCCAAAUUUGCAGGGGCAGCUAUCUGAACUUGACUGGUGAAGAUGCAUUUCAUAAGGUGUUGAAGGAGUGUCAUGGGAUAUUGGACCGUCAUAAACUGAUGCUGGAGGCUUGUGAAGCCAACUUCGUUUCAGAAGAGGACUAUAUUGACUUGGGAAAGGCUGGCCUCGGCACGUGUUUGCUUUCUGGACUUCCUGAUUGGCUGGUUGCCUACUCAGCCCGUCUGGUGAGGUUUAUAAAUUUGGAGAGAACAAAGCUUCCUGAGGCGAUUCUAAAGCAUAACAUGGAAGAAAAGAGGAAAUAUCUUGCAGAAAUUUGUAUUGAGGAUGAAAGAAGUGAAUCAGAAGUGCAGGCUGAGGGUGUAUACAAUUCAAGGCUUCAGAAUAUGGCACUUACUCUUGACAAGGUAAGGUAUGUCAUGAGGCGUGUAUUCGGGGACCCUAAGCAAGCUCCACCACCAUUAGAGAAGCUCAGUUCUGAAGACUUAGUUUUUGUUCUUUGGAAAGGCAAGGGCUCACUGGUAGAGGAGCUUCUUCAGUCGAUGGCCCCUCAUAUGGAAGUGAACCUACUAAAUGAUCUAAAGUCCAAGAUUCGUGCCCAUGAUCCAUCAGAUUCUGACACUGGCCACAGUGAAUUACGCAAGUCUUUAUUAUGGUUGAGGGAUGAGCUGAGAAACCUUCCAUGUACAUCAAAGUGCCGGCAUGAUGCCGCUGCUGACUUGAUCCAUAUAUAUGCCUACACGAAAUGCUUUUACAAAAUCAGGGAGUACAAGACUGUUACAUCUCCCCCUGUUUACAUUAGUCCUCUCGACCUUGGUCCCAAGUAUGCUGAUAAGAUGGGCCCAGGCUUCCAAGAAUAUUGCAAGACUUACGGCGAAAACUAUUGUUUAGGCCAGCUCAUUUAUUGGCAUAGUCAGACCAAUGCAGACCCUGAUUGUAGAUUAACAAGAGCUAGGAAGGGUUGCUUGUCACUCCCCGAUGUUUCCUCCUUUUAUGGGAAGUCUCAGAAGCCAGUGCAUGAACGCGUCUAUGAUUCAAGAACGUUGAGAUUCAUGAUGGCCAGAAUGGAGAAACAACCUCAGAGACCGUGGCCCAAGGACCGGAUAUGGGUGUUCAAGAAUGAUCGAAGAUUCAUUGGGAGUCCGAUGUUGGACGCUGUGAUAGAUAAGUGUCCUUUGGACAAGGAGAUGUUGCAUUGGCUCAAGACCAGGCAUAAUGUAUACAAUGGUUUGUGGGAUGAGUGAUCAAUAAAACAUUCUCUUUGGCGAAUCCACACGCCUAUUUCAGUCUCGUGGGAGUUCAUGACCAGGCUAGCUCUCAUUGCCUUUACGCAGAGAUCCCCUGUUUUGAACUGUGGGGGAGUCUGGUAUAAUUAUUUGUAGAACAGCAGCGUUGACCCGGUCCGUCUCCUUGUACAGAUCCCAUCAUUGUAAUUUGUAUUCAUUAGUUGGCCGUAGAGAGAUCAUUGGUUUUAAAGGGAAGAUUAUAGCUAGUCUUUCUAGGGUUUAGUUCUUCAUGAUGUCUAAGGUUGUUUUUUUUCUGUACAAUCUAUAAUUCAUCUGGUUAGAUGGUUGUAAUCAUAUUCAGGUUUCUUCUUAUUGAGGGUUGUCCAAUUCCGAGCUCGUAGAAGAUUAUCCUUCCAUAAAUUAUUGCCUGUAACCUCAGAUUUCUCAGAGAAAAAAACCCUCAGCUUCCUUCUUGGGUGUA
This is a messenger RNA of Asparagus officinalis (garden asparagus), 7786 nucleotides long. Its product is annotated as histone-lysine N-methyltransferase ATXR3-like. The transcript has 21 exons. Gene Ontology annotation, molecular function: protein binding. NCBI's taxonomy places the organism in Eukaryota, Viridiplantae, Streptophyta, Magnoliopsida, Asparagales, Asparagaceae. The record is from RefSeq and is a predicted model, not a curated record. The coding region runs from base 223 to 7323 and encodes 2366 amino acids.